Messenger RNA from Calidris pugnax (ruff), 9115 nucleotides. It is a transcript of the gene ALMS1, whose product is annotated as ALMS1, centrosome and basal body associated protein. Gene Ontology annotation, biological process: regulation of centriole replication. Bases 57 to 8696 code for a protein of 2879 amino acids. NCBI's taxonomy places the organism in Eukaryota, Metazoa, Chordata, Aves, Charadriiformes, Scolopacidae. Gene Ontology annotation, cellular component: centrosome; centriole; cytosol. The transcript has 19 exons. The record is from RefSeq and is a predicted model, not a curated record.
CUCGCGCCGGCCCGCGGCCCCACGGCGGCCCCUGUGAGGGGAAGGGGGCGGCCGCCAUGGAGCCACGGGAGGAGGAGGAGGAAGAGGAGCGUGUUCCUCCUAUUGCAACAACUCCACCGCAUCAUGGCUGGAAGGAGGAAUCCUUAAGCCGCAGCAGUAGUGAAACUCAGGCAUCCGCUACAAGUGGGAUCUCCCUAGGAGAAGCAAUACGUCAGAAAACUGCUGUUAAUUGGGGUAUUGAGACAUGGUAUCAACUUCCAGCACAAGUGGAUGCCAGCUAUUUAACUGCUGCCUCGGAGACAAAGCUUGGCCUGACCUGUGAUAGAAAUGACCUGACGGAGUUCCCUACGCUGGAGGAAGGAGUGUUACCUUCAGCAGAAGCAUCUAGAAAGCAGUCUCCUGGAGAUACAGCACAUGGCUUACUGCUGGAUAUUCAGGACAGUCAGUUGUCUCCCUGUCUUCCACUGCUGAUGUAUUCAGCACAAGGCCAAAGACUUUCAGAUGAUACGCUUCUCCAGCAAUCAGAAAUGGAUUUUAUUCCCUUAAGAGGAGUCCCUGAUGUUUCUGGUGCGUCUCAGGAGCAUGCAAAGGCUUCACACAUCCAUGAAGCUGUGUCACUGACAGACGUAGAAUCUCCCUCUGAUGUGCCCAGUGACUGCUUUACUUUGUCCCAGCAUCCUUUUUCAUUCAGACAUGUGGAACCUUGUGAUGCCAGUGGUAGUGGCUGGUUGUCUCAGCAAACCUCUUUUUCUGGACAACUGCCUGUGAACAAGGAGGCAAAUGAAGACUGUAAGAAUUAUACUAAUGAGAAGGCAUUGAUGCCCCAAACAAGUGACAAUUUAGCAAACUCCACUUCAAAGGUGAUGCUAACCAAGACAAACAGACUCAACCAAACAGAAGUUUCUCUUGCAAAGCAGACCUGUAGUACGUCUAUAAAAGACCAAUGUUUCUCUUGCAGCAUGGAUGUACCAGCUACUGGUUUUGAGCUUUUAGAGGAGGACAAAGGGUUACUGAGGCAUGAUGAGUUCUCAUCUUCAGAAAACUCCUCUUGUAAAACAGCACUGACUAAGAAUUCAGAAAAAAGGGAAAGAGAGAUGCAAAAGGAAAAGGUAAAAAUGUCUGAGGGUGAGUCAGAAGGGUGCAUGAAGCAGCUGGAGAAGCUGGAAAAAGAAAAGAAGGUUCAUGAGCUUGAUUUGUGUAAUAAUUUAUCUGAUGAUUUGAGGAAAGACAAUUGUAAAAAUUCAGAUGCACAAGAUGCUUUUUCUACAAAGACUUCUGAAAUAGCUCAACUGUCAAAGGAACAUGGAGUGGAUUUAAAUGGCUCUGAAAGCUUGAAGUUUGUGGCUGUUGCCGAGGAAAUCCAGGGAGCUCUCCUAGAUCAUCAGCAGAAACUACCAUCUCCUAUAAUGAGAUCUGAGAAAGAGGAGCUUAUCUCUACUGUGACAAGCACCAGUGAUUGUGCACCUAAACAAGUAGCGGUGACUGAAAUGGAAGCUCCUUCAUGCAGUGAGAAUGCCUCAGUGGAAGUAGAACCUGGAGUAAGCAGGAGUGAAUUAACUAGUUCGGAUUUUUCCAUAGAAAGGGGACAUAAAAUUACAGGCAUUUCCCCUUCCUUUAAUCUUGUAGGUGAUGGCUCAUUCUCUGUGCACCUUGUUCAUCCAAACUAUCAGUCUACUCCAGGGAUACUACUAAAGAAAAAUGUUAAGGCAGAAGAACUUGGUGUCCUUGUGAUCAAAUCAGAUACUCAGGCCUCUCCUUCAUGCUUAAAUGAAGAAACUUCACAGAAGUCAUCUAGCAGUACACCUGUACCUGGUGAGGAGCAACUUUCACUCCAGUGUGCUCAGAAAGAAAACAAUGAUUGUUUUGAGUCCUUACAAUUGAAAUAUCCCCACACUGGAAGAAUUCAGUCACUCCCAUCACUUAGUUUCAUGGAAAAGGUAGGGGCUUGGAAUGUGAGCCAGCCAGAGGAGAUACCUGAUGCACUGACUUCAAGUGACCCAGGUGGGGUUUCUUGUAGAAGGAAAGCCUACAGUGCAAUUACCAGUUCUUCAAACAAUAUUUUGUCAAUACAAAAAAGUGGUAGAGACCCCAAGGAUUAUGCUGCUGCUGCUUCCUCUAGAGAGACAGGUUCCCUGGGAAGUUUGCAUUUUCAUAAUAAAAACUUACUGCUUAUGCACCUUCUUAAUAGAUCUCAGUCUGUCAAUGCGGUAAAUGUUUCCAGUAGGAACACAUCCUUGGUUGAAGUUAUUCCACCAGCAAAUUCAAAGGAGACAGUGCGGCCUCUAGAAGAUAAAAGUAACAUUUUAGGAGUGUCUGAAAAUAGUUUAGGAGGCUCUGUGAUACAAAAGUUCACAGCUGAGAUUGUUUCUGGAUCUAGUGGUGAAGAGGCAGAAAGUAAUAGUACAGGACAAAGUUCAGACCCAAAUGUUUUUGUUUCCGGUGAAGGAGUUGCUCCGCUCCUUCGAGAGGGUGGAAACUCUCCAACUGAUGACCAGAAGAAUUGUGAUCCUCUUGAAAAUCACUCUGACAACCUAAAUAUUCCUACUGGCCAUGUUAGCAUGGGCAAUUUUGGUGAUAUUUCCCCAGAUAGUUUGACUCUGCCUGUUAGUGCUGGGGAAAGCAGCCAGGGGGACUUGGGCUCUCCUGGGUGCUCUUCAGUGGUUUCCAGGUACUUCUUCAGCAGUGCAAAAGAUAACUUCAUCCCUGUUGGAGCAACUUCUUUGGAAACUCCAGAGAAAGAAGAGCUUAAUAUUGAAGAAAGGAUCCCGAUAUAUCUUCGCAACCUUGGCAUUGAUCAGUCACCUGGAACUAUACUGACGCCAUUUAUACCCCGAGGACCAAUCAGGGAAGUUGAAUUUUCCCCUUCAGAGCUUAGAACACUGAAGGACUUCACUGACACGCUGACGAGGACCGUCCCACAGCCACAAGGUGAAUUGCUAUCAGCAGCUGAAAUUAAGCAAACAAGUUUUAACUCCAGCACUUCCACUCUCACUAUGUCUACAUCAAUGAACUCAGAAGUUGGUUUUGAUGUUCUGUCACUGGGUGAACUCUCUCCCCGCCUCUCAAGAUCUUUUGGAGACAAACCAGUGAGUCAGUGCAGGGUGUCAUGCCACCAACUGGAGAUAACUGCUCCGCUUGUCACACAAGGAGAGGCAAAGUGUUCAGCUGUUUCCAGACUAACUGAACCAAACCAGCAGCAGCAGACUGCUUCACCUGACUGCUGCUCUGACAGAGAGAGUCCCAUGCUUGUUGCAAAAAGUGUUCAGGAUCUGCUAGCUAAAAAUGAGUCAAAAAAUGUAAUUAGCAGCCUACAGAGAUGGACUACUGGUUCUUUGGAUGGAGUUAAAAAUGAAAUGGAAGUUGACAGAAGAUCACAAACUUCUAGUGUAGGUAGUAGGAGAAAUAAGGGUCAAGAAAGUGAUUCUUUGAUUGGGUCUGGUGCACUGUGCAAUACACAUAAGCUUUUGGCAGAGGAUAUAGCUGGCAGUCAGUGUGAUCCUGUCUUUUCCACUGCCUCUUUUAGAGAAACUGCUAAGUCUUCCUCAGUGCUCAUGAGAAAGGAAGAUGUCCCUGAGGAGUCCAUGUUAGUGAAGGACAGCGUCCCCCAGUUUCAGAAGAUACAUUCAUGGGAUGAGACUAUGGCCCAAAGCAGUAUGCAAGAAGAGGGCUUGGUAAUAAAGCCUCUUAAUUAUAGCACAUGCAAUUUAAGAUGUGAAAAUUCUUUUGAUGUCAAUUUGUGCAACAGCGAAGAGGUGAUGAAGGAAAUGACCAAAGAGUUUAGGACAGGAAAAUCUGUAGGAAGGUCUGAGCCAGAAGGCUGUAGUAGUGUAACUACAGACAGAAAUCAACCUGGUUAUGUGGGUCUUGCACAAAGCAUUGGAAGUAGUGAAGUCAGCAGUGGAAGAACUUCAGAGUUGGGGAAUUCUUCUUUGACAGAGCGUCUAGGUAGUGUCACCAAUGUCCCAGCAGGCUUCCAGAGCACGUUGUCUAAGGCUAGUGUAGCUGGAAGCAAGGCAGGAGGCUUGCGAGAGAGCGAUGACAGUAGCAGUGGAGAUUCACUAGCUGCCCGUAUCAAAAACCUUCUGCGGAAUCCUCCCUCGGAGCCUCUAGGCAGUGUCACUGGUGUCACAGAGGGCUUCCAGAGCAUAUUGUCUAAAGCUAGUGCAGCCAGAAGCAAGGCAGGAGGCAUGCGAGAGAGCGAUGACAGCAGCAGUGGAGAUUCACUAGCUGCCCGUGUCAAAAACCUGAGAAAUGGACCGCCUGCAAUACGUGCAACACAAAUUCUGAAGAGUGCGGAUGAAGAGGAGAUGAAAGCACGAGCAUGGGUGAAGCUAAAACUGGCCAGCCGAUCUCAGGAAUCUGUGUCAGACUGGAAUGAAGAUGACCAAAAAAGACUAGAGGAAAUAAAGGCAGAACUGCUUCUGAGUGCCAAGAAAUCUGCACUAGCCAAGGAUUCACGGGGAUGCAGUUUGGAAGCUCAGUGUGGCAAUAAGCAGGAACAGGACAUGGAGCAUUUCAAAUCUUCAAGUGACAAAAGAUUUCAAACUGACAAACAAAUGCAAGCAGUCAAGACUAAGGAGCUUUUAGAGUCAAGCUUACGACAAAUUGUGCCGUUAUAUACAGCUGAUCCUUCUGAUUGUUGUCUGCUGAAGGAUACAGAGUUUAAAUCUUUGAGUACCAUUCCAACACCUAUUUGCAACCAACGUCAGACAGUUGCAACUACUCAUUCUAAUGCUGCUGUUGAACUUCAUCUGCCUUUGCAGAUGGAGGGAGACUCAUAUGCAAUGGGGUCUGCAGCAGCAGAAGUUUAUUUACCAGCUCAGAAGAAGCUGUCUGUGGAAAAGGAUUCUGAAGAAAUGGCUAAGCAAAUUACUUCUAUCACCUUUUCAUCCCGAAAACGUUUGCAGUCACCAUUGGCUUCCACAGUGCUCAGCAGCAGUCUUACUAGAGAUGGUCUUGAUGGGAUAAUGCCUUUGGAGGUUGACUCUUCUAGCACUGAAGAACAGACCUAUGACAAGCAACGCUGGGAAACAUCUAAGACCUGUCCUCCUUCAAGUCCAAUGAGUGCUGGCUCAGUGUCUAAUGAGAUCGCUUUUACUGCUAAGAAAGACAGGUUUCAUCAUGUCUCUGCUGACAGUAACAGAGUUGGAGCUUAUCAAGAAACAGACGGUUUGUCAGAUGAGGAUUCUGUAAGCAUCCACGCUGAUAAAAGACAGACCCUUAGUGCAAAAAAUUCUCAUGUUCAGCCUCAAGAUGUGACGGAAUUGGGCAGGCAUAGUGCCAGACUCCUGGAGCUUGACUGCAAUAUAAGAUUCACUCAAGAAAUGAAUAGAUUUAAUGAACCCCAUUCUAUAAGCUCUUACCAGCAGGAGAAAAGCAGCCCACCUGGCCACAUCCAAUUGUAUGAGAGCUUACAAGGUUCAGAUCCAGCCAUACAAACUGAUAUGCUGAAGGGCCAUAUUAAGUUAUUUGAAGAAGAGAAAAAAAGUCUUUCUGAUGAAGUACCUCUCAUUCAGAAAGAGGAUGCGAGAGACCAAAUUGGUACAUCUCACCAUUCAUCUGCGGAUGAGAUUUUAUCUGCCACGUCUGUGUCUCCUGCAUCACCAACUAAGAAAGUACUGUCUUGUGUCCACAUAACUCUUUCCUCGAAGUGUAAUAACUCAGACCUGCAUGGUGACUUGAAUACUGAAAAUGAGAUGAGUUCAUGGCAUAAACCUGAAGUUAAUACUCAACCAGUAUCUUUAAAAACUCCAGAAACUUUACUAGAAGCUGUUUCUACAGUAUCAGCUGCUAACCUUAUUCCAGAAGAUCAAAGACCUUCAUCUUUCCCAAUGCCAGUGUCUUCAGCGGAUUCCUGCCUAGUGCAUUCCUCUGUUACAAGCACAGCAGGUCAAGAGCUGCCUCUGCAAAGCGGUGAGAGACCACAAGUUCUGGGUUCAGGGGGAUGUAGCCUGAAGAAUAUCUUCAACUCUGUAGCUUCUGCAAAGAUUGAGAAAAGUACUUCUGAUGCUACCACUCAGAUAACAACAGAAAGUCCCCAAAAAACAACCUUCUCAGCAGAAAUUUAUGUUAAUUCACAAGACAGUGAAAAUGCUGUCCACCAGUCAUCUCUCCAGAAAGCUCAGGAACUUCCCAACAAUACAAAUUUAUCUCAUAACAAGAUUUCCUAUUUCCCAAGUCAGAGUGAUCAGCCCUUAUUGCUGCCAUAUAAACCUUCUGGAAGUACUGGGAUGUAUUAUGUUCCUUAUCUAAAAGCAGGAUCCAGAGUUUCUCCAGCUGGGUCAGAAAUCAGCGUUGAGAGCUCUCACUCAGGGUCAAAUGAUGCUCUUCCUCCAAGGUUUCCAACAAGCGUGCUUGGUUUAAGGGAUGAUAAUGACCCAGACAGUACAGCUAUCAAACAGAAAGAAGGAAUCUACAGUAAGAGGGCCAAGCCCAAGCUAGCCUGGGCUGGGGAGCAAAUGAUACCGUUGGAAGAUUCCUCAGAACACACAGAUCAUUUGAAGUCUGUAAAAACCACUCAUUCGGUCUUCAAAUCUGCACAGUUCUACCUUCAUCAUCCAAUGCCCAUGUGUGAGAGCUACUUCCUGUCUAACAGCGAGUUGUCAGAAGACAGUUCUGGUAUUGGACAUGCUAGACCUUCCUCAAGGGCUGUCAUACAGAAUCGGAAAAAAGUACAUUGUCAUCAACAUGUUUGCUCCAUUUUUCAUAAAAAAGAUGGUGAAAAUGAGUUCUUUCCACUCACUGCAGAAGGAGAUUACAGCAAGAAUGAGGAUCUAAAUGUUAGCACAUCUUUGGGGAAUGAAAAGUCAGGAAAGAACCUACUUCAACAUGGCAGAAGAGAAGCAGAACAAAAAGCAGCUAGAAAUUGUCCUUUGCUGUGUAGCCAAACAACUUGCCUCAAUGGGACUGUGGAGAAAGACCUACCACCGAGACACAGAACCCACUCUAGUGGUAGUUUAGAUGAACUCUGGAUUAAGUUUUUGGAGUGCCAGAAGAGACACCAGCACCAUAAUUUUAGGAGUAAUGGGGAGCUGUCCCUUGUUGAACGCCUUGAUAGAUUGGCCAGGGUCCUUCAGAAUCCUAUUAGGCAUACACUAAUAACAACAAAAUCUGAAAAGAAUGUUUCUGAAAGGGAAAUAAAGGGGAGAGAGCAGAAGAAAAUGGAGCAUGUCAGCGUGUCAGAAAAGAGCAUGUCUGAAAGUACCUUACAGUCUAAUGCAACACAUGUUGAAGAAAGACCAGGUAUCAUCCAUGAUAAAAAUAGCCUUGUUAAGCUCAGGAAAAAUAGGCCAGAAGGGAAAAUUAUCUGCCAUGUGAAUAAAAUUUUGGAGCACCAGCAGUACUUGGAAACUCCUAGUGACACUUCCUCGGAGACAAGGCUUAGUAGGGAUCAUGGCACCACGAUGAGUUCCAUCACCUCAGAAUCAGAUGCGGUGACCCAAACAGAGAUGGAAACUGCUACUCAGACUGAGGUGAGCAGUUCCAUUUCAACCAUUGACACUGCCAGGCUGAUCAAGGCUUUUGGGCAUGAAAGAGUGCGAGUGUCACCGAGGCUCUCCCAGCUUUAUUGUACCAUCAACCACCAGAAAAUUCGCUCUGAGAAGUGGAACGAGGGAAGUGGCAGAGCACUGGAUGUAGAAUAUCCAAAGGUUACUUCUGAGAGACACAGGAGAAGGAAAGAGAUCCAGAAGGCAAUCUCCCUUUCAUUGGAUUCAACUUCUGCAAGUAGCGGUUCCUGGGGACCAAGCUCUGCUCUUAGUAACAAGCGACGGGUACGGAUGCUAAACAAAGGUAUCCAAGCAGGAGACUUGGAGAUUGUGAACAGUGCAACUAAGAAAAACACUCGAGAUGUUGGUGUGACUUUUCCUACCCCAAGAUCUAGCCAGCCAAAUCAACGGCCACAGGAACCCUGGCAUUGUGUUGAUGGUAUUUUUGGAGAGUCAGAUGGUAUGGUCACAGAUCAUCAGGCAGCAGGAAGCAAGGAUAAGCAGAAGGGACAGCCAGGCAAUUUUUUUGUGGAGAAAAGGACGAAAAGGAACAGGCUGCAUUUACCACAAGGAAUGUCAUGGUUUGUCCAAGCAGAAGACUUGAAAUCUGAAUCUAGGAAGGAAAACCAUUCAAAUUUCUUUUCUGGUCCUGGUCCCUCUUGGUUUGAACCAUUGACCAGCACAAAGCCUUGGAGAGAGCCUCUCCGAGAGAAGAACUGGCAAGAGCAGCAGCACAUCAACAUGACUCAGCCAGCAGUUCCAGAAAGACAUGCUGAGAACAGGUCCUCACGACCAUUUGUGAAGCUUACGCUACAGGAGGCUCUUGCAGUGCAUCGCCCUGAUUUCAUCUCCCGCUCUAGAGAGCGUGUGAAGCAUCUGAAGCUUGUAAUGGAGGAAAGGAAGAUACAGAGUGUAUUGCAGUCCGAACGAGAAGAAAUAUUUAAUCCUCCAGAGAAGAGAAAGGGCUACAGGAAUGCAAGCCACAUGCUGUCUGACAGAGGUCUUCUGAUUAGAGAAAAAAGAAGAACAAUUCCAAAGAGUGAAAUGGUUCAAAGAUCUAAACGGAUCUAUGACCAGCUGCCAGAGGUGCAGAAGAAGCGGGAGGAAGAGAAGAGAAAAAUGGAAUACAACUCAUACCGUCUGAAAGCACAGCUUUACAAAACAAAAAUCACCAACCGUGUCUUAGGGAGGAAGGUGCCUUGGAACUGAUAAAGACCUGUUCAAAUGAAGGUGUAUCGUGCUUAUUAAAUGUGCAGCAUGAAGCAGAUUGUGAUGUGAAAAAGAUAAUGCAGUAAAUACUUGUGCAGUGUAUGUUUUGUGGUAUUUGCUUGUGUAAUUUUUUUACCUAUAUAAUCUUGCCAUAUUUAAGAAUCAAUAAUUUGAUAUGAAUGACAGGUUUUUAUAUAAAUGGCUGGGUUUUGUAGUGGUGUUAUGCACUUCCAAAGUAAACAUAGUUUGGAAGUACUUGGUUCAUAAUAUAUUUAGAACUACCUGAUUGGAACAGCAGUUUUAUAUAUUUAUUUUAAACUGUUUUUCACAAUUAUUUUUUUAUUUCCUAUCUCAAUGUAGAAAAUUUAUUUGUAAUGUUUUGUAAUGCAAAAACCCCUUAAAUAAAUAACAUCAGAUCA